AAUUUUCAUCACAUCCCCUUUCCAAAGAAAUACAGUUUCCGAAAUCAAAGAGAGAUUCGGACCCCCCGCGAUUAAUUCCUCAAAUUUUGCUCCGCCUAUCCCGCAGAAAUUUUACCUGUCCCAAUCAUGUCGAACUAUUUCCAUGCUUAUAAUGCCUUCCUCUUGAAAUCUCCACACUCAACAUCCUUCACACAAUGGAUGUCCCCCUCGCGUUCAUAAAAUCACUCGUGAUUGGGGCAAUCUCGAGCAUUUUGGUAGUGGGAUUACUGAGCGCAGGAGUGGCGGAGUGUCGGCUACUGGAGAGGACAUCUAAUCCGUUGCAGUACUCUGCCAUAAACUGUCGAAAGUACCAUGCGUCGUUGGAGGAAUUCGGAGGAAGAGGCGACGGAACUACGUCGAACACGGAGGUGUUCAAAACCGCAAUUGCUAAUCUCAGCACGUACGGGGCGGACGGCGGAGCUCUGCUGUACGUGCCGGCGGGGAGAUGGGUUACCAGCAGCUUCAAUUUGACCAGCCACUUCACUCUGUUUCUUGACAAAGACGCUGUUAUUCUUGGCUCUACGGUUGAAUCAGAAUGGCCACUUACGGCUAUACUACCUUCUUAUGGGCGAGGCAGGGAUGCUGCUGCUGGAAGGUAUGCCAGUCUCAUUACCGGAUCAAAUCUCACUGACGUUGUCAUCACAGGCAACAAUGGAACCAUAGAUGGGCAGGGCGCUUGGUGGUGGGACAAGUUUCACCAAAAGGAGCUGCAGUACACCAGGCCAUACCUGAUUGAACUCCUCUACUCAGAUCAAAUUCAGAUAUCAAACCUCACUUUGGUGAACUCCUCGUCAUGGCAUGUCCAUCCCAUCUACUGCAGCAAUGUAAUAAUCCAGGGGCUCACAAUUUUAGCACCAACCAAUUCUCCCAACACAGAUGGGAUAGACCCAGAUUCGUGCACGAACAUUAAAAUCGAAGACUGCUAUGUAGUCUCUGGGGACGAUUGUAUUGCGGCAAAAAGCGGUUGGGAUGAAUAUGGCAUUAAGUUUGGAAUGCCCACGCAGCACCUAAUUAUCAGAAGGCUAACCUGCAAUUCCCCUGACAGCGCUGUCAUCGCUCUCGGCAGCGAGAUGUCUGGAGGAAUCAGCGAUGUUAGAGCUGAGGACAUUACGGCGAUCAAUUCCGAAUCGUUACUGAGGAUCAAAACAGCUAUAGGGAGAGGAGGUUUUAUCAAACACAUCUAUCUGAAAGGAAUGACUUUGCACACAAUAUAUCGGUAUGUUGUGUGGAUGGCAGGCACAUAUGGGCAACAUGCGGAUGAAAAUUUUGAUCCAAAUGCACUGCCGGUGGUAGAGGAUAUAAACAUUAGGGACAUUGUAGCUGACAAUGUGACCAGGGCAGGGAGCCUUAUAGGAAUUCAGAAUGACCCUUUUACUGGAAUUUGCAUUUCUAAUGUAAAUAUCCAAUUGAAUGAGAAACCCAUGAAAGGGCAGUGGAAUUGUUCUGAUAUUGAGGGAGUUUCGGAUGACGUGACUCCUCAGCCGUGCAAGUUGUUGCCAAACAAGGAUAUGCCCGAAGGUUGUCCUUACCCCACAGACAAGCUUCCGAUUGACAAUGUUCAGUUGAAGACUUGUUCCAUGUAAGGCAGUCAACAUGGAAGAUAGAACCAUGGUUUUAUAGAAGUUACUCCUUAAAAUAAAUAUUACUUCUCUGUUGUUGUAGCUUUAAUGUUUUAGUUAGCAGUUGUGAGGGCAGUAGGAAAAGAAAUGAAGUUUUGGAAUAUUACUAUCUGCUUUUUCAGUCAACUGAAAUCGAGUUAUAUAGCUUUUCUCCAUUGAUGAAAA
Malania oleifera is the source of this 1823-nucleotide messenger RNA. RefSeq names its product probable polygalacturonase. Gene Ontology annotation, molecular function: polygalacturonase activity. The record is from RefSeq and is a predicted model, not a curated record. The coding region runs from base 195 to 1622 and encodes 475 amino acids. Gene Ontology annotation, biological process: carbohydrate metabolic process. NCBI's taxonomy places the organism in Eukaryota, Viridiplantae, Streptophyta, Magnoliopsida, Santalales, Ximeniaceae. The transcript has 6 exons.